Messenger RNA from Anguilla rostrata (American eel), 2888 nucleotides. RefSeq names its product SPARC-like 1 (gene sparcl1). Bases 166 to 2013 code for a protein of 615 amino acids. The record is from RefSeq and is a predicted model, not a curated record. Gene Ontology annotation, biological process: anatomical structure development. Gene Ontology annotation, molecular function: collagen binding; protein binding; calcium ion binding. Lineage: Eukaryota; Metazoa; Chordata; Actinopteri; Anguilliformes; Anguillidae. The transcript is spliced from 11 exons.
GAGCCGCUCAGAGACUGCAGAUAGACAGUCCGGAAUAAAACGAGCCGGGGGUUCUGUUAGCACUGGCUCAGUGCGUGUCUGCCGUGUCCUGCUUUCCCUGUUGACUUCCCACUCCAGCCAUAUCCCCCUCUCCACAGCCCAGACCCACAGGUGUGAUUAUAAAAAAUGAAGACUCACCUUCUCCUCCAGUGCCUUUUGGCAUCAGCAUUAGCUACCACUGUAAUGAGCAAACCUCAUGGAAAACAUCAAGAUUCGCUACCUCAUGGUAAACAUCAAGACUCACCCAAGAUCUUGGAAGCUGACCCAGAACAGGCCAGCGAGGAGAAGGUUCUCCCCACAUCCAUCACCUUUGAGUCCGACAGCCAGGAGCAGGAUGACGCGGACGUGAGCUACGACGACGGCGAGGGCCUGCCCAAAGAAGACAGGGUUUUGGAUGGGGCCGUGCAGGAGGAGAAGAGCGCUCCCGUGCUACUGAGCGAGGAGGCGCUGGCCGACCUGCUGGAGGAGUCCGAGGAGGAGGAGGAAGAGGAGGAAGAUCAGGAUGAGGGCUCGGAGGCUGAGAUGGAGGGAAGGAGCGAGGAGGAGAGCGACAGCGACUCCAGCACGGAGUCGGAGAUCCCCGUCGACAUGGACUACGCCGGGGACAGUGACGGGUUGGGGCCCCAGGACCCCUUGGAGGAGGAGGUCAAACCCCUGUCCGAUGCUGACUCUCAGCUCCUGCCCACGGGAGAGAGCCCAGCUGCUGAGGAGAUCCCGAAGGACAGCGAUUACGAGUCACGAGCAGGAGAAGGAGCGGAGGAGGCUGCAGGAAAUCUGGAGGAGCAGGAAGGGGAAUCUGCCACAGAAAGGAAGGGCCUAGAGGAGGCGGCUGACGCCAGCCAAGAGGACGAUGAGAGAGGAGAGGAAAGCCAAGGCAACGACACACAGGAGACCAAAAGCAGUGUGGAGCUAGGAGGAGUGGCCAAUGUAGAAGGAGCAGCCACAAGAGGAGGAGAAGAAGAGGAGAGCAACAGGAAUGACAGUGGCGCUCACCCUAAGGUCAAAGCCAGCAAACAGAAGAAAAACCAAAGGGCCAAAACACUGUCAGAAACCAGAGAUGCUGAGGAGGGGCCAGGGCCCCUACAGAAGGGCCACAUGGAAAAAAAGCCUGACACUGUGGAAAACACCGUUCAGAAAUCCAAAAAGAGAAAGAUCGGGAAAUGGGCUACUCUGGUAGGCCUGAACCCUGUGCAGAUCCGAGCGACAGAAGAACUGUACCCCAAUGAGCGCCUGUCCCAGGACGAGAGCUCGGAGGAAGCUCCUGUCAAUCCCUGCAGAAAUUUCCGGUGCAAACGCGGGAAGACGUGUAAAGUGAACGAGGACGACGAACCAGUGUGCAUCUGUCAGGACCCCUCCUCAUGCACGCCCAGUACGACUGCAACUGAACAUGUGUGCGGAACAGACAAUAAGACUUAUGACACGUCCUGUGAACUCUUCGCUACAAAGUGUAACCUUGAGGGCACCAAGAAAGGCCAUCGGCUACACCUGGACUAUACUGGAUCCUGCAAAUACAUCGCUCCCUGCCAGGAGGGGGAGCUGUUGCAGUUUCCGCUGCGCAUGCGGGACUGGCUGAAGAACGUCCUGCUGCAGCUUUACGAGCGUGACACGAGAAAUCCCGGCUUCCUCACGGCCAAGCAGCGAGCCAGAGUUCAGAAGAUCUAUGAGAGUGAGAGAAGGCUGCAUGCCGAUGACCACCCCAUUGAGAUGCUCAUACGGGACUUUGAGAAGAACUACAACCUGUACAUCUAUCCUGUGCACUGGCAGUUCGCUCAGAUGGACCAGCACCCUGCUGACAGGUUCCUCUCUCACUCUGAGCUGGCCCCUCUCAGAGUGCCUCUGGUCCCCAUGGAGCACUGCACCUCCCUCUUCUUCAAAGAGUGCGAUGCCGAUAAGGACAAGCAGGUGUCUUUCAAGGAAUGGGGCCAUUGCUUCGGCAUCAAGGACGAGGACAUGGAUUUGAACCUUUUAUUCUAAAUUCAGACCUCAGUGUCUAACAGCCAGCUGAACAGAGAGAGGGCUGGCCUUCCUUCCUGGAGUAGAGAGAAGAAAUGAGUGUGUAGAUUAAUGUCUCAGUUUGUGUGUGGUGUGUGGGUAAGUGUGUGCAUGUGUGUCACACAAAAAAGUAAAUAAUUGCAGUAUUGUACUCCCUUUUUAAUGUUUCCCUUUUGAUAAAGUAUGGGGAAAUUGCUGUGUUAUAUCAGAACAGGUGAUGUAAACAAAUUAAACUAUAAAUAUGUGGAUGUUCUAAGCUUUUCAGAAAAUGACCAUUCCAUCUAAAAAUAUAUGUAUGGUACAGUAUGAACACAAAAAAGCUGUUUACUCAACCAUUACUACAAUAUCAAUGUUGUUACAGAGUGAACCUGAAGCUAACUGUCACAUUCAUGAUGAAAGGCCAAUUUCAAAUAAAUAGAAAUAAUUAUUUCUGAAAUUAAAUUGAAAUGUGAAUAUAUGUCUUCCAUACCUCAGAAGAAGACUGAAUGUUGUAAUAAAUAAGUAAAAUGUUGUAAUCGAUUUAAGCCAUUUAAACAGAAUGUUUGAUAAUGGAUAAUGGAUACACUGUAUUGUUAUUAUUUCUCUAUAAAUCUUUACAUCAUGGCUUAAUGCCCAUUUAUUCUGCUUUACAUUUAAAUGAUCUUGCAUUAAAUUUAACUGUCAUAAUGAUUUCUAUUAAAACCAGAGUACGUUUUUAUUUAUUCAUGACCAUUACAAGCAAAGGAAGCUUACAAUUUAUCCAGUGAUGUUGAAGCAAAUUAUAGCUGUAAAACACUUUGAAUGCUUUAAAUGUUUUGUUGCGCCUGCCAUGUCUUCUGCUUUAUUAACACUCUUAAUAAAAGGCAUUUUAGAUUUUC